UACAAGUUAAUGGGUCAUAAUGAGGUCUAAUGACAGACAUCGCUUUCCUUUGGGACACAAAGGGCGAUGGAAACAAACAAAUGAUAAGGCAAAUAAAAACAGCAGUCCACCGGUUCUGUGGUGGGUACAGGCUGGUCUGCAUGCAGUGAAGCACUAUGUGAAUGACUGUAGAGCACUGCACUGCCAUUCAGCGUCUUUCUGCCCGAGAGAAAACACUGACAAACUUUUUUACACUGAUGAAUUUGAGGAAAAAAAACUAGAUUAAAAAAUAGCUUAGAUUAAACAUUUUUAUUCGCAAAAGAAGUGUUUUUUCUUCAUGUUUUGGAAUGAAGACUUGUUGGUUUGACUCUUUACAAGCAGGAAAAAAAGAAAUAACUGACACAUCCCUGUGAGAAGAGUUUACGAUUACAGAAGAAGCACAGUCUGGAGGGACAACAGCUUUCUAAGAUCUUUAUCGUGUUAAAAUCAUCAAGGAGUUUAUAAAACGCAUACAUCAACAGGAGAAGCAGGCAACUUUGGAAAGAUCUUACUCAAGUUCAUUAAUGAUGGCGGCUCCUGCUGAUUCUAACCCAAGCCAAACCGUGAAAUAUGAUCGAAAGUCGGAAACGGUGAUUUUCCCAAAUGGGUUGGUUUCUGUGGCAGGUGUCACGGUGGUGACGGGGGGAGCGGAGCUGUCCUGUGGCUCCUGUAUGUUGGCCUUUGCUGUUUGGGGCACCCUGGUUGGUUUGAGUGUUGUGUCGGUGGGUUUGUGGGAUCAUUUGGAGUACAAUACGAGUGGUCUGUCACACCUUCUGGCUCUUGGAUUGGUACUGCUGCUUUCCAGUUUGAGUCUUGUAGCCCUGAUCUUCAUCCUCCGUUUCAUAAUGAAGAAGAGAAGAAUGAUGUCCAGAAGAGCGAGGGCAGAAGCCAAUCUAGUGCUGGUUAAUGAGUAUGCAGAAGUGGUUUUGAAAAAGGUCACGGUGUAAAAGAGUAUGUCUGACCCCUGCUGCUCCAUCUUUGUUUUUCUUCAUCAAUCUUUGCUUAAUCAUGAAAGAAUGUCACAGGAAAUUCACUGGAUUCAGUGCUACAGGAAACAAACCUUGCUAACGUCCUUUGUGAUUUCAGAAUACACAAGCGACGUAUUUGCUUCUACAUUCAUGUCUUUAUUAGACUUAUAUUGUAAAUCUAACUUUUGAAUGAAUAUAAUUCCAGAUGUGUUUAGCUUUUAAGUUGAUGCAAUGACAAUGCAAUGAAUAAUUGCAUAUCUCUUCUUAAAUGUGUAAGCAUUGUGUCAUUUUGUCUAUAAUCCAAGUGCAGCUAAAGUGUAUUUUUGUCAUUAUGUAUUCUGAGUUAAUAAUUUUUUUUUCUUUGUCAUAUACACAGAAAAACACAUGAACACAUGACAACAGGUUUAAUUACGUCACAGCUGCACAGCAAAUGAUGCAUUACAUAAAAUGGUUAAAGUUUAUGUGCUUAAACCCACUGCGUUUCUAUAUACGUAUAUACAUACGCAUUUAUUUCUUUGUUACUGAAUGUGUUAUCAGCCUUUACAAAACAAUAAGUAUUUGGAAAUUUACUGGAGAAUGUAUUUGAAAACUACUUAUAUAGCAAGACAGUUAAUGCUGGGUUUACAUGAAGUUGAACAUUAUUUGUGGUAUGCAUACACAUCUGAUAUAUAUAUAAAUAUAUGUGAAAAAUGUAUGUGAGAAAUAUGUGAUCAAAUAAAUCAAGUGUGAUAAUAUAUGUGAUAAAGGUUUUGGAUUUUUGGACAUAUCGAUGUCUUUUUAAAGUCACGGCAAAUUGGUGGAUGAAAAAUGAGAUCUGACAUGUCUUAAUUUAUAGAGUACUCUAUGUGUUAUAUAUAAAAAUAAAAAUACAUGGAUAUAUAUCACAAUAUAUUUACAAUAUAUUUGUAUUUUCACAUGUUUUUUCAAUAUAUGUAAAGUGGCAAUUCCUUAUGUAAUAUUCAAUCUAUUGGUAUAGAGGAACACGUUAUAUUAUUAUGUUUUCAACAUACAACAAAUUAUUUAUACCAAAUUGUUAAUAUAUAAAAAAUAUAUAUUUUCUUUUGCGUAAGAGUGGUAAUUUGUCAAUGUCUUUUUGAUGGGUAACACCCAAGGUGGAUUUUCUAAUGAUGAUCCAAACCCAAAACAGCCUAUUUUCAAGCCUAUUGUUAUUUUGUUCAGCAAUGUUAUUCUUACUAUUAAUAAUUGUAUUUUAUGUCAUAUGUGACACAAUGUGCUAUUUUAAAAUAAUGAAUAUAACCCUGUAAUGGUUAUUCAAACCUCAAAGAGACACUAUAUUUCUCUAAAGUAUCAUUAGGAAUGCAAAUGUACAGUAAUUGACAAACAUGCUGUCUGUAAAAAGAUCAUCUUUGAAAUUGAAUGAAUGAAAGAAACUCAAUUCAAGUUCUAUGUAAAAGUGUAUGUCUCCAUCUGCUGGUUACUUGUGAUUUACUUGAGGAAAUGUUAUACUGCCCGUCAUGAAAAUGAAGUAUCCUUACCAAAAAGUAGUAUACUUUAAGUUUAUCUUAUUAAGUAUACUUAAGUAAAGUUCAAGUAUAUUUUUAAAUAUACUUUAUGUAUGCAAAUAUAAGUGUACUACUUCUCCUUGGGACUAAAUUGGCCCACUUUCUAGGAGCCUAUAUAAAAGUAUACUUUUGGGAACACAUGAUAGGUAAAGAUUGAUAGCCUGAAUGCACUUGUAAGUCACUUUGGGUAAAAGCGUCUGCUAAAUGCAUAAAUGCACAUUUAAAUGUAAAAAACAAAAAUACUUGGUAUAUACUGCAGA
Carassius gibelio (silver crucian carp) is the source of this 2769-nucleotide messenger RNA. RefSeq names its product transmembrane protein 100-like. Lineage: Eukaryota; Metazoa; Chordata; Actinopteri; Cypriniformes; Cyprinidae. The record is from RefSeq and is a predicted model, not a curated record. The transcript is spliced from 2 exons. The coding region runs from base 543 to 965 and encodes 140 amino acids.